AUGGCGGAUCUUGAAAAGCUGCGCCUCAAGGUCGAGCCACAGCCACCGGCGUUUCCUUUCGUUGGCGAGCCAUUUGACAUCACCGUGUACAUGGUCGAUGAAGCCGGCGACCUCAAGACAGGGCUUCAAGUGCCGCUGCAACUACGCCUACUGGCGGGCGAGAAGCCGCUCGAGAACGACCAAGAUCUUAUUGUCGUGGAUGCGUCGACGCCGGCGGUCGUCGACGGCUCGGGCAUCUGCAAGCUGCGCAUGACGGUGCACACGUCGUCGGCGGCACACCAAAGCCAGCCGUUCCAGCUCGAGAUCACGCCCGCCGAUUCAGGCAUCGCGCCCGUGUUCACUUCUGCGAUGACCGUCGUCCAGCACCACCUCGUCGUGCAAGACGCGCUGCCCGACGUAUGGUACAAGGACGAAGGCAGUCGCGACAAGUGCCUCGAGAUCGCCGUGCACCUGGUCGAUCACACUGGCGCGCGCGUCAAGAACCGCCCGCUCCCGCUCACAAUGACGUUGCUCUACGAGAGCGGCGUCGUUGUCUUCAAGCAAGACAUCCUCAAGGUCUCGCCCGAGUCAGAGCGCGGCAUUGACGUCCACGGCCGCGCCCUUCUCCGCGUCCGCAUCGAAGACGUGAGUCGGAACCACCAGAGUCAGCCGUUCCGGCUCAAGAUCGAGCCCACCGAAAGCACCGACGUCGCGCCUGAUAUCACGUCGGCCAUCACAGUUCGGUCCAAGCGCAACAAGCGCCCGGCACAACAGACUAGCGAGGCGACGAUCGCCGACUUGGUUUCGGCUGAGGACAGCUGUGCGUCCUCGACCGAGUCGCCGCCCCGGAAACGGCACUGCCGGGACGAGCGCGUGAUACCACCGAGCUUGUCGCGCGUUCUGCAAUGGACGCGAUCGGUGCUCAAGGGCUUUGAAGCGCUCGAGUGGCAACAAGUUGGCUACGAAACGCAUGUCGACGGGUCGCUCGACUACCGCCGGCCGCUGUACCGAUGCCCGGCGUGCUGGCGCUACAAGGACAUGCUCACGUACAGCUCGCAGCACCACGCGCCCCACUGCGUCAUUGCCAACGCCCUCUUGACGUACGCGACCGAGACCGUGUACGACUAUGAAGCGCUGUUGCAGCAGCUGCAGCCAGCUACCGAGCCGCCGACCGAGACACGGUCGCCGUCGCUUAUCGUGACGUACGAAGAGCACGUGUUUUGUAUUGUGGCGCAGCUUGCGGUGCUCAGCGCGGGUGCUUGCGUCGGCUUUCCCGCGUUCGACAGCGCGUUUAGCCUUGUCGGGUUUUACCAAGCGGUGACGACAACGACGACAAGCAUGGUGUUUUGCCCGCUCGCGUCUGUCCCGAGCUUGACGCGUGCGGACGUCGAUCGCCUCGAAAUGAGCACGCACCACGCCCUCUUUGAACUGAGCCCGGCGCUCUUCCGCUUGGACGCGUUUGGCGGCGACUUGGAGAAACUCAAGGAGCGUGCGUUGCUCUACUUUUGGGAGUCGAACCUCGUCGCUGCAUGACGAUAUAUCAUACAAUAGUAGUGUAGGGAAUAGUAGUGUAGGGAAUAGUUUCUAAGUGUUGCCAUGCAAGUUGUCAUCUUGUUCGUGAA
Molecule: messenger RNA, 1601 nt
Organism: Saprolegnia diclina VS20
Lineage: Eukaryota; Oomycota; Saprolegniomycetes; Saprolegniales; Saprolegniaceae
Exons: 4
Coding region: 1-1512 (503 amino acids)
Source: RefSeq, a predicted model, not a curated record